Lachancea lanzarotensis is the source of this 1689-nucleotide messenger RNA. RefSeq names its product LALA0S14e01838g1_1. Gene Ontology annotation, molecular function: arylsulfatase activity. The record is from RefSeq and is a predicted model, not a curated record. The coding region runs from base 1 to 1689 and encodes 562 amino acids. NCBI's taxonomy places the organism in Eukaryota, Fungi, Ascomycota, Saccharomycetes, Saccharomycetales, Saccharomycetaceae. The transcript has a single exon.
AUGUCACCAAAGAAGCCAAACUUUUUAGUGAUAGUAGCAGAUGACUUGGGAUUCACGGAUAUCGGUUGUUUUGGCAGUGAGAUCCAUACCCCAAACCUCGAUAAGUUGGGUCGUGAUGGUCUGAGAUUCUCAGGCUUUCAUACCGCGUCCGCGUGUUCGCCCACCAGAUCAAUGUUACUUUCAGGAACUGACAAUCACCUAGCUGGUCUAGGGCAAAUGGCAGAAUAUGCAAGAGGAUUCCCUGAAAAGUUUGCCGGAAAACCUGGCUACGAGGGAUAUCUGAAUUUCAGAAUAGCAGCGUUGCCCGAGAUCCUCGGCCCUGAUUACUACACGUUAAUUUCAGGCAAAUGGCACUUGGGACUUGACGAACCGCAUUGGCCAGAUAAAAGAGGAUUCGAAAAAAGCUUCACCUUAUUGCCAGGAGCGGGAAAUCAUUAUAAAUUCGACGUAAAUGAAAAGAGUUUCAUGCCUUUUAUCUAUCAAGAAAACGGUCGUCGUUUGGAUGUUGAAGAAGAAUUGCCAGAAGAAUUCUAUAGUACGGAAUAUUUCACCGACAAGUUUCUUGAAUAUUUGGAGGACGAUGAACAGCGAGAUGAAAGACCCUUUCUGGGAUUUCUAACCUAUACCGCUCCUCACUGGCCUUUACAAGCACCUCGCGAGACCAUAGAAAAAUAUAAAGGCCGGUACUUCGAAGGGCCCCUAGCAUUAAGGCGCGACAGACUGAGAAAUGCAGAAGAGCAAGGAAUCCUCGAAGAAGGGAUCGUACCGCAUCUAGUCGAAACGAAAAAUGAUAAAGUUUGGGAUGAGCUAGAUCGAAAAGACCAAGAAUACUCUUCUCGUAUCAUGGAAACGUACGCUGCCAUGGUGGACGAACUGGACAGAAAUAUUGGCCGUGUUCUGACCAGAUUAGAGGACACUGGUGAAAUUGAUAAUACAGUGAUCAUAUUUAUGUCCGAUAAUGGAGCGGAAGGUAUGCUGCUAGAGGCUCUGCCUUUUGGAGGUAAACUUUUCGGAGACAACAUCACCAAAAAAUACGAUAACAGCUUUGCUAAUGUUGGAAAUGGAAACAGUUUUGUGUUUUAUGGAGACCUGUGGGCCCAGGCUGCCACAGCACCGAGAUAUAUGUAUAAGAUGUGGGCCACCGAGGGCGGAAUAAAUUGCCCUUUGAUCCUCCACUUCCCCCCAUUGACACAAGAACAGCAGGCAGGGAAUGUGAUAAAUGAAUUUACUACUGUGAUGGAUAUACUACCAACAUUACUAGAACUAGCUGAAAUUCCUCACCCAGGUCCUCAAUUUCAGGGUCGAAAAGUACAUACUCUCAGAGGCAAGUCAUGGCUGCCAUAUUUGCAAGGCUCAUCGCACCGUAUUCAUGAUAAGAAUACAUUGACUGGAUGGGAGCUUUUCGGGCAAAGAGCAAUAAGAAAAGAUUCUUGGAAAGCAGUUUACAUCCCUGAGCCACUGGGAACCGGGGAAUGGCAGCUUUUUGAUUUGUCCAAAGAUCUAGGUGAGACCACUGACAUCAGUUCUGAACAUCCGGACAAGCUUAAUGACCUUGUUGAGUAUUGGUCAAUUUAUGUCGCAGAAACAGGAUUAGUGGAGGUCAACGAAUAUCCCAAGGGUACGGAUUACAAUAAAACCAUUAUUGAUGAUGGUCUGUCAGAGAGAUUGAAAGAGACUGCAAAAGUAUAG